AUGCAUAGGGAAAAGGCCUUAUUUUGGGGAACGAUAAGUGUCCUGAUGUGUGCUGCUUCCAGGUUCCAGGCGUUAGGUCAAUCAGCAAAUCGACCGCGUAAUAUUUACACUUUCCCCCGAAUCCCGGUUGAGGGUUGCCAGGGCCACACCAACCACAGCUCAAAUUAUUACAUAGCCCUUGGGUUGAUUGGCUCUGUUACCGCUGCCAAGAAACUAUUUGAUGCUGUUGGCAGUGAGCAGUGCAACCCUGAAUUUCUCAAAGGUGGUGUGGGGCUUAAAAACGUGAUUGAGACGGUAGAGGAGUGGCUUGGCUGGGAGCAUGGGGAGCAACGACGACCGUUUCUGGACGCAGAACAAUCCGUUCUCAGACACCUUGGAUCCCAAAUCCAGCGAUUUUGCUCCCGUACCAAGAUAGUGAGGGCCGAACUAGUACUCAGGUGGGUGACCACUGGGGAAUCCUCGGUGUUGUAUGUUUUUGUCUUUUUUUGGCACAUUGGACGAAUUGGACCUGCUUUGUUUGCCUUUUAG
Molecule: messenger RNA, 528 nt
Organism: Pyricularia grisea
Lineage: Eukaryota; Fungi; Ascomycota; Sordariomycetes; Magnaporthales; Pyriculariaceae
Exons: 2
Coding region: 1-528 (175 amino acids)
Source: RefSeq, a predicted model, not a curated record